AUGGAGAGGGAGACCGGCAGAGUUCCCACCAGGAGCCCGAUCAAGGUUUGUAUUUGUAACUCGACGCUUGCUGCAAUUGCGAGUCAACACAUAACGCUGGCACGUGCUUUGCCGUUUUGGCAAGCGCAGUGA
Chondrus crispus (carragheen) is the source of this 132-nucleotide messenger RNA. RefSeq lists its product as hypothetical. Bases 1 to 132 code for a protein of 43 amino acids. The transcript has a single exon. NCBI's taxonomy places the organism in Eukaryota, Rhodophyta, Florideophyceae, Gigartinales, Gigartinaceae. The record is from RefSeq and is a predicted model, not a curated record.